This is a messenger RNA of Triticum aestivum (bread wheat), 516 nucleotides long. RefSeq names its product auxin-responsive protein SAUR36-like. The transcript has a single exon. Gene Ontology annotation, biological process: response to auxin. The record is from RefSeq and is a predicted model, not a curated record. The coding region runs from base 67 to 516 and encodes 149 amino acids. Lineage: Eukaryota; Viridiplantae; Streptophyta; Magnoliopsida; Poales; Poaceae.
AAAAGGCAUUCCAGCCUCCAACUAGCAGAAGAAUUUCUCCAGUUUCCAGAAACACAAGAAACUACCAUGAUGAGUGCCAAGAACCUCGCUCAGCUGGCCAAGAAGUGGCAGAGGGUGGUGGCUAUGGGGAGGAAGAGGCUCACCUCAUCAACAUCAGGGGGGGAAACCGGAGGGCCAUGUGGCACGUCGUGCUCACCUGUGGCUGGCAAGGGCCACUUCGUCGUGUACACUACCGACGGUGCGAGGUUCGAGGUACCGCUUGUGUUCCUCGGCACGACCGUCUUCGACGAGCUCUUGAGGAUGUCCCCAGAGGAGUUCGGCUUCACAGGCGUUGACGGUGACAGAAUCACGCUGCCCUGUGACGCAUCAAUGAUGGAGUAUGCCCUGUGUUUGCUCAGGAGAAGUGCGUCCUCAGAUAUGGAGGCCGCGUUCCUCAACACCAUGGCAAUGCCAUGCCACUAUCAUGCAGAGCCACAUCUCGGAGUUAGCCAGCAUAAUGGUGUUUGCAGCUCCUGA